This is a messenger RNA of Cantharellus anzutake, 1555 nucleotides long. RefSeq lists its product as uncharacterized. Bases 259 to 1401 code for a protein of 380 amino acids. The transcript has a single exon. Lineage: Eukaryota; Fungi; Basidiomycota; Agaricomycetes; Cantharellales; Hydnaceae. The record is from RefSeq and is a predicted model, not a curated record.
UUAUUUAUCAUGCGUCUCCCGGUACAACAGUGUACCGCAAAGACAAUAGAAGAGAAUGCGCCUUAGAAGGGGGAGGCUAGUUUUUGGCCAAUCGGUUCCGUAGCACGCUCGUCCGGGUUCAAUUUUACAAUUCAGGGCAGCUGCCACUUCCAUCACGUUGGAUAUUGAGCCGGUGCUGAUACUCCUGUACAUAAAGCUAGAAUCUACCUUUUCGCGAAGACGGGGGCGUCCUUUCCCUUCCUGCUACGUUAGCAUCGUAUGACCUUCAUGGACUUGGAAGCCCUCUUCAUCUACUUGCGGAACGCCUCCUCUUCACUCGACGCGCAGGUCUUGAAGAUUACCAUCGACUCCUUAUCCCUCCCUACCACAUUCCAACCUCAAAUUUGCCGUGAACUCCACCUCUUAGCCUUUCAGCGUGGCGACGCGAGCGUUCGACAGGGUCGCUUACAAUUUUUUGAAGGUCUCCUGUCGUCCACCCAACAUGACGUGGUCCUGCAGCUGUCACGACUGAAGAAAGUCAUUUAUCCUGUUUAUGGUCUUCCCCUUGACAUCCUAAGACUGAUUUUCGAGAACGCCACAGGCGGGAGGCAUCAGCCACUCACCUCCAAGUCCAGAACUGCCGUAAGGAUCAGCCAUGUAUCCUCGUGGUGGCGGGACGUCGCGCUUUCGGAUACCUCCCUCUGGGGCGAAGUCUGUGGUAGCUGGCCACGAGAUCAAGUGCUUGCGUGGCUGCGUCGACGUGGCAAGGAGAGACCAGUUCUCCUCAACUGUCAGAUACCCUGGGUAGGACAACUUCUCGCUGAUCGAGAGCUCCUAGCUCAGCUUGCGGAGUCGAACGUAUCCACGAUCCGACUGCACUCUUCCACGACCGGGGACAAUACUUGGCUCAGUGCUUGGAAUCACCCAGAUAUGGCCGGAAUCUUGUCACGUAUUACAGAGCUUCAUUCUCCCAACGUCCCCCCUCACGACCUCCAGGAUGCCAAUCUCGAGGUGCUCUUUGUUACCACGAUGUUUGAACCUCAACCUGCUAUGCCCAAGCUACCUCGUCUUCACUUCUUGUACCUAGAUCAGAUGGGGGUAGCAUGCAAUGUCUUCCUGGCUUCCCUCAGGGAAAUGGAGGCUCUUGAGGUACUUAUUCUUAAUGGUGUGGAUGUUUGGCCAACCGGGCGCACGGAUCGGCUCACCCUGCCAAACCUCCGGGAGUUUACCUAUCUUUCAGGUCAACACCACAUUAUGAAUUUCCUUCCCUCAUUCGCUGCUCCAUGCUUGAGACGAUUACAUCUGGGAUUCGACUGGGGAGGCCCGAUUAGCCAAGCGGAACAGUCGAUCACCGCUAGAUCCUACUCUAACUUCGUAUGUUUAAAGCAGAAUCAACGCUGUUCUUAUCGCCUGUUGUCCUGACUAGUCGUUGAUCAGAUCCUUGAAUGCUCGGAAGUGCGCUACCUCACGCUUGAGGUGAUCUUGACUCGCAUCCUCUCCUCGGUGUUGGAAGAACUUAGCCUGGCCGCAUCCAUCCUCCCCAACUUGGCUAAGCUCAUGCUGCAGAUGAGCGACG